This is a messenger RNA of Cydia amplana, 2179 nucleotides long. RefSeq lists its product as uncharacterized. Bases 150 to 2159 code for a protein of 669 amino acids. Lineage: Eukaryota; Metazoa; Arthropoda; Insecta; Lepidoptera; Tortricidae. The record is from RefSeq and is a predicted model, not a curated record. The transcript has 5 exons.
UGCAAGUAGACGUCAAACCGUUGAUCACUGUACUUGUUAUUUAUAACCUAAAACAUUUUAUUUGUUUACAGCAAAUCGAAAUAUUCGCUUUGUUGAGUCAAUUAGAUCAAUUUGUAUGUUAAUAAAUUGAUUUGAAGUGUUAAGUAGAGAUGGAAACAACAAAAGGAGAUGCAUCGGACGAAGAUGUUCCCAGCGAUUUCUUCGACGAUUUCAAUAAAGACGAGUUCAUGGAGGGUCUGCAGGUGAUCGACAGUUGGGACGACAAGGAGAAGAAACGCCGGAUGUCGCGCAUCGAUACGGAGGCGUUGGACAGCGUGAAGGAUCUUCGUGAGCUGAUCGACGACCGGCACAGCAAGGACCGCCACGGCCCCCAGCGGCAGCGCUUGAAGGACGACCUCGACGAGUACAUUAAACCGGGCAGUCGCCGCGACCCCAACAAGACCAAGGAAGCCAUCAAACGCGACAAGGAAGUCAAGGUCAAGGAGUUCCUCGCCAAGAGUUUGGACGCUACGGACGAGCUGAAGCCACCCGGUACGGAGCUGGACGACUUCUUUGAAGAAAACAAGGCACCAAAACCACCGCUGGAGGAGACGCCGCAGAAAAAGAAGCGUUCGAGAUCGAAAGAGCGUCAUCAGUCACCGGUCAAACACCAACGGAGGAGUCCCCGUCGCAGCCCAGCGCGUCGCAGCCCGACACGACGUAGUCCAGCACGCCGCAGCCCUGGACGCCGAAGCCCUGGACGCCGAAGCCCUCGGCGCAGUCCUAGAUGGUCGCCGGGUCGACGCGGCGCGUCACCUUUCCGCGGGAAACACCAGUUCUUCAAGCCGCGCUGGAUCCACCCUAUGAACCGGCACUUCAGCCCGCGCCGCAGCCCUCGCCGCAGCCCCCGCCGCAGUCCCCGCCGCAGCCCCCGCCGGCGCUACUCACGCUCGCCGCCGCCGCGCCGCUACUCCCGGCGCUCACGCUCCUCAUCCAGAGAACGAGACAGAGACAGCUUCCUUUACCCCAGAGAAUCUAAACUUGACUAUCCACUUUUUGACAUUCCUGACCCACAAUUCUCUCAAAUACAUCCUGGGUCAAUUCCGGGAUAUCCAUACCCCCAGAUGCCCCAGGAAUAUCCUCCAGGAUAUACUGGUCCUCCGUUUAACUUUCUGGCUCCUGGACAGCCACUGGCUCCGGGCGUUCAAGUAACAUUUCCAAAUUCAGCACCUGCACCUCAACCUGUACCCGCACCUAUGAUGAAUCCGGUGCCGCCUCCAAUGAUGAACCCUGUGGCGCCUCCAAUGAUGAACCCAGUGCCACCAAUGAUGAAUCCUGUCCCUCCCCCGGCCAUGGUCCCAGCCCCUACACAAGUACCUCUUCCAGAGAAACCUCCACUUCCCACUCCCAUUAAGGAUGUCACUAAACCGUUUGAUGCACUGGCUCAAUUAGUGGCAGAAGGCAAAAUUAGCCAAGAGGACUAUUUAAAGCUGGCACCAACAAAGGUCACCAGUAUGGACACAAACAAAAGAGUAAUGGUGUUGAAUCGGUGUACCUCGUCAUUGACCAAGCUGUCACACUUGAUGCUGCCGAACCGUCUGGUGAUGAACAACAGCAUGGUGGGCCCGGAGCAGAAGAGCCUCGUCCCUAAAUACUGUUCUCCGCUGAAACGUCAAGGCGCCGUCGAGUUCCACUUCACGAAGAUGAGCGGGCGAGCCACAGCGCAGCAGAACAAGCAGUUAGUGAAUAGUAUCAUCAACACGCUAGGAUUGGAGAAGGUGGUUGGGAGACAGAAGAUAAAGGUGCCUAAAGACAUGAGGGAUGCGGCGUGUCAGACCAGCAAGCCGUACUGCGACGUCUGCGAGAUCCGGGCGUCGACGCGGCACUCCGACGCGAGCACCAGUGUGGACGCGGAGCAUUUCUGUUCAACAGUCCAUACACAAGUGGUGGAGCAGGACCUCAUGAGUUCUAAAGCGGUGUUCGCUCCGAGCGGCAGCAUAGCGGACGGUGCGCCUAUCUCUAUCGCUCAUAUGACGCCGGCGCAGCUCGUCUCGCAGCUGGCCGCUCGGGCGAAGACUUUGAAACAGACCGACCCUGUCCCCCCUAACGCUAACCAAUAUAUGAGACGACCGAACUACGAUCAGCAGUAUCAGAAUAACUAUAAUAAUUAUCGCUAUUAACCUUUUGGUUAAUAUUUAUA